This is a messenger RNA of Marmota monax (woodchuck), 2963 nucleotides long. It is a transcript of the gene Ckap4, whose product is annotated as cytoskeleton associated protein 4. The coding region runs from base 16 to 1797 and encodes 593 amino acids. The transcript is spliced from 2 exons. The record is from RefSeq and is a predicted model, not a curated record. Gene Ontology annotation, cellular component: rough endoplasmic reticulum. Lineage: Eukaryota; Metazoa; Chordata; Mammalia; Rodentia; Sciuridae.
CGCCGCCGCGCCGCCAUGCCCUCGGCCAAACAAAGGGGCUCCAAGGGCGGCCACGGCGCCGCGAGCCCCUCGGAGAAGGGCGCCCACCCGUCGGGCGGCGCGGAUGACGUGGCGAAGAAGCCGCCGCCGGCGCCGCAGCAGCCGCCGCCGCCGCCCGCGCCGCACCCGCAGCAGCACCCGCCGCAGCACCCGCAGAACCAGGCGCACGGCAAGGGCGGCCACCGCGGCGGCGGCAAGUCCUCGGCCGCCGCCGCCGCCGCCGCUGCCUCGUCCUCGGCGACCUGCUCGCGCAGGCUCUGCCGGGCGCUCAACUUUCUCUUCUACCUCGCCCUGGUGGCGGCGGCCGCCUUCUCGGGCUGGUGUGUCCACCACGUCCUGGAGGAGGUCCAGCAGGUCCGGCGCAGCCACCAGGACUUCUCCCAGCAGCGGGAGGAGCUGGGCCAGGGCUUGCAGAACGUCGAGCAGAAGGUACAGUCUCUGCAAACCACAUUUGGGGCUUUCGAGUCUAUCCUGAGAAGCUCCCAACAUAAGCAAGACCUCACAGAGAAAGCAGUGAAACAGGGGGAGAGUGAGAUCAGCAGGAUCGGUGAAGUUCUGCAAAAACUCCAGAACGAGAUCCUCAAAGACCUCUCUGACGGCAUUCACGUGGUGAAGGAUGCGCGCGAGCGCGACUUCACGUCCCUGGAGAACACAGUGGAGGAAAGGCUGACGGAGCUCACCAAGUCCAUCAAUGACAACAUCGCCAUCUUCACUGAGGUCCAGAAGAGGAGCCAGAAGGAAAUAAAUGACGUGAAGGCGAAGGUCGCCUCUCUGGAAGAAUCCGAGGGGUACAAGCAGGACCUGGGAGCCCUGAAGGCUGCGGUGAAAGAGAUACAGACCUCUGCGGAGUCCAGGGAGAGGGACAUAGAGGCCCUGAGAAGCUCCCUGCAGACCAUGGAGUCUGAUGUCUACACCGAGGUCCGGGAGCUGGUGAGCCUCAAGCAGGAGCAGCAGGCCUUCAAGGCGGCCGCGGACUCGGAGCGCCUGGCCCUGCAGGCCCUCACCAAGAAGCUCCUGCAGUCCGAGGAGUCGACCUCCCGCCUCCCGGAGGAGAUCCGGAGGCUGGAGGAGGAGCUCCGCCAGCUGAAGGCCGAGUCCCACAGGCCGGAGGAAGACGGGUCCUCCAGAACCCCCGACGCCUUAGAUGCGCUCCAGAAAGAGAGUCGGGGUCUGGACUCCAGGCUCCAGAACUUAGAGGAUGAAGUCCAAUCCGUGCUAGUGGCUUCUGCACGCCAGACCGAUAGCCUGGAGUCGCUCCUGACCAAGAGCCAGGAGUACGAGCAGCGCCUGGCUGCGCUGCAGGAGCACCUGAAAGACCUGGGGUCCUCGUCCGAGGCAGACAAGGACAGCCUGGCUGGCACCGUGAGGAGCCUGGGGGAGGCCCAGCUGGCGCUCUACGGCGACGUGGAGGAGCUGAAGAGAAGCGUGGGCGAGCUCCCCAGCACCGUGGAAUCGCUGCAGAAGGUGCAAGAGCAGGUGCACGCGCUGCUCAGUCAGGACCGAGCCCAGGCCGCGCGUCUGCCCCCUCAGGACUUCCUGGACAGACUCUCUUCUCUAGACAACCUGAAAUCCUCAGUGAGCCAGGUGGAGUCGGACUUGAAAAUGCUCAGGACUGCUGUGGACAGUUUGGUAGCCUACUCGGUCAAAAUCGAAACCAACGAGAACAACUUGGAAUCAGCCAAGGGUCUACUAGAUGACCUGAGAAAUGAUCUGGAUAGGUUGUUUGUGAAAGUUGAAAAGAUUCACGAAAAAAUCUAAGUGAAUUGUGUGUCCAGGGCGCGGAUUUAUAGUCCAUUUUGUCAUGACCAAAACAAUGUGUUGUUUCCUCCCAUGUGCCCUCCCCGCAAGUUUUGCCCCCCCCCCCCCCCGCAGAGCAGUGGACACCACCUGAACACCAAGGCAUUGCAUUCUGUGCCCAGGUAAUUUAUUUGCAAUUCUUACCACACACCAUUGGUUUCUUAAGUUCUCUGCUUCUGCUUUUGGUUGUUUCCUGAAGGCCCAGCCCCGGUGCACAAGAGGUGGCUUUUAAAAGGGAUGUGUCUAGUGUCAGAAAAAUGACAGUGGCUUCAAUUGAGGAUUAACAGAAGCAGAUUAACCUUCAAAUACCCUGUCUGGCUGGCAGAUUUCAAGUUACCAAAAAAAAAAAAAAAAAAGGGUGGGGGUGGGGCACGUUUCUUUCUAAUUGUCUUUAAGAAAGAUUACUUUUUUUAUACUUCUGGCUGAAGUUUUCAUGAGAUAUCUCUUACUUGUCUUCCACCUAAAACUGGUUAGGACUCAUAGAUGUAAUCUCUGAGUCAGGAGAGGGCAAUGCCUUGUCUUCAUUUUAAAAGAAUCAGUUACUUGCGGGUUGCCUUUCUAGCGUGGGUGUCUUUUCCAUUCCUGAACCAUCUAAUGAUAUCAAAGGUAACUAUGCAAAGAAUCAGAUGGUUCUGAAUGCUAGAGCACACCACCCAGAGUCCUGGUGCCUGUCUGUCUCUGGUGGCCCACCUGUAUCCACACUUGGGCAGGUUACCGAAUAAUGCAUAGGUUCAGAGUUCCAGGAAAGUGUCUUUGGGGUCUUUCAGGAAAUGUGUUGAGAGCAGUCCACACAGCGGUGGGGUGUCUCCCUGGGGGAUGUAGGCCAGGUUUUUUUGUUUUAACAGGAUGUCCUUGAGGAGGUCUGCUGUGGGAGCAGACCCCAUCUGUCAGUGGGGAGUGUGUGCACUGCAUUUCUGUAAUUGUUUGCUGUACCCCUUCCCCUUUGAGCUGUAUUGUUCUUAAAUGGCUGUCUUGCCCUUCCAAAAGAAAAAAAAAGAAAGGAAAAAAAAAGCCGAAAAGUAAAAGUUAAAAAAAAAAAAAAGGUUUGUUUAGUUUACUGUGAAAUGAACUGUAUGGCUUCUUUACAGUAUUUUUAAUUCUUAAUAAACACUUGAGCUUUGUUAUGA